GGCGAGCGCAUCCGAGGUGCCCGGGCAGAGGUCGCCCGCGCUGUCAGCGAUAGCUGAGGGAAGCGCCUGAGCAGGGGUAGCAUCUCCCGACGCUUGCGAAGAGAACGGCGGCUCUCCUCGUGCAUGGCUUGUCCCAGGAAUGCUGGUUGCUGGCCAGCCCUGGUGCGCAGCCGAAGGACGGGGAUGUCUCACUUUACAAGUGAAGAUGAAGCUCUAUUACAAUCUAUGCUUAGACAGUUGCUGCUGAGUGUGAAGGAAAAAAUCACUGGAGCCCCAUCAGUAGAAUGUGCAGAAGAAAUUCUCCUGCAUUUGGAGGAAACGGAUGAGAAUUUUCACAACUAUGAGUUUGUGAAAUAUCUCAGACAAUACAUAAAAAAUACAGUGGGACCUGUGAUUGAAGAAGAAACAGAAAAAUGUACCUCUGCUGAAAAUCAGAGUGAAAUGUCUGGCUAUGACACUCUUGUCCAACAUCUUACUAAGAAAGCCCGUGAAUCAAAAGAAUACAGAGAAAUGAUAUAUGCCUUGAAGAAUGUCAUGAUGGCUGUGGUGGAAUCUUUGAUUAACAAGUUUGAAGAAGAUCGGAUGCAUGAUAAGGAGCUGGCUAGUAAAGCAAAGGAAGAACAUCAGAGUGGCUGUUACACAGACAACUGUUCUGACAGUGACUCCUCCUUCAACCAAAGUUAUGCAUUCAUGAGUCAAGAACAAUUGCAGCUGCUCACAGAAAGGCUUGACCCUAGUCAGCCCAAGGAAGUUCGCCAAGAAGCUUUGCAGACGCUGUGCUUGGCCCCAGCCUCUGAUAUCCUGAGCUCUGAGAGUUGGCCUAAUCUGCGUAAGCAUCUGACGAUCUCCCUUGCAGAUCCUGAUGCAACAUUCAGUGAGAAAAUUCUCAGGUUCUAUGCAAAAACCUUUUCUUCUUCUCCAUUUAAUAUGACAAAAGAAGUCUAUACAAGUUUAGCAAGACACUUGGAAUUGUACUUUCUUUCUGGAGAAUAUUCUCUUCAUAUUUCAGCUGGUCUGGAUGUAUCUAACUCAGAUGUAAAUCGUUUACUUAAAAAGGUUCGCCUUUUAAAUGAGUACCAGAAGGAAGCACCAUCUUCCUGGAUUCGACAUCCAGAAAAGUACAUGGAAGAAGUAGUGGAGAGUACCUUGUCACUUCUGUCAUUAAAACACAAGCCUAAUCAUCCUGCCUCUCCAGAUUUCUUGAGUCCAAUGCACUUCUUGGCUCUGCUAGAUAUCAAAGCAGUGUGGUUUAAGAAAUGGACGCAUGCAUAUUACAGCAGAAGAGUAGUAUUUAGGCUUCUAGAGAAGAAAUAUAAAUCUUUGAUUAAUGCAGCGGUCCAGCAAUGUCUUGAUUAUUUUGAAUUUUGCAAGGCAGCAGUUAAUAAAAAUUCUGAAGUCAGUGACUUCUCCCAGCAGCUCUGUAGUGAUAUGCAGAAUUUUUCUUACACUGGACCAGAGUUGCAGUACAUCUAUUUUGUUCAUUCACUGUGCCUCUUAGGAAGAUUGUUGAUCUAUAAGCAAGGCCAGAAUCUCUUUCCAGUACAAUUGAAAAAUAAAAAAGAUAGCGUAUCGAUAACUGAUGUGUUGGUAUUAUUUGUUCAACUUAUUUAUUACUCUCCAAGUCACCCAAACACAGCUUUGGAAGCAAAUACAGACAAUUAUUCUCCAGAAAGUCUUGUUAUGGAGAUUCUGCAAGUUUUUUGUGAUCAAACAGGAUGUGCCGCUGAGUGUUUGUAUACAGACACAGUGAUUGAUGCCCUGCUUCAUCCUGUUCAAAGUUUGCUAAGUGGCACAGAGAUGUAUAUAAACUGUAUUGAAACCACUUUGCUUGAUGUAGCCGAUAUUUUGGCAAGGAUUGCUGGUUCAGAAGAUGGUCUUUCUCUUCUUCUUUAUGGAGAAAAUGAAAAAAAUGCCAAAGACAGUCCUACAGCUGCUCAUGUACUUGUUCAGUUUACAAAGAAACUUCUUCAUGAUGACAUUCCUCUUUUAUCUGGAUCUGAGUUUAUGUCAGUUGUUAAAGGAACUUUCAUUUUUGUAUGCCGUCAAAUAUACAGAACUUGUGAAGGUCUACAGAUGCUAAUUCCUUAUGGCUUGCAUGAAUCUAUUGCAGAGGCCUGGAGAAAGGCAAGUUUGCUUUCAGAAAGAGUGCCUACUCCUGUAACUGAUGCAGACUCCACUUCAUCAAUAAGUCAAGAAUCAAAAAACAGUUUGUUAUGGGAAGAAACUUUGUUAGAUGCGUUGUUAAGUUUUUCUACCACACCCAAAGGACUAUUUCUGCUUCAUAGUACAGGCGCCAUGAAUGACUGUGUGAAUUUUAUGUUUAACAGUUUAUCAAAAAAAAUCCAGACAAAUGAAUAUGAAGACUUUGGUAAUAGAGUCAUUGUUACUCAAAUGGCAACAACACCAAUGGCUGCAGUAGCUCUGCAGAAUUCAGGCUUUAUAAAGGCACUUGUAACUGAAUUAUGGGCUCUUUUGGAGUGUGGAAAAGAUGAUUUGAGAAUAACUCAACCAAGAUCUACUCCAGUUGAUCCUAUUGACCAAAGUUGUCAGAAGUCUUUUUUGUUUCUGGUAAAUGUGCUCACUUAUCCAGCAGUUUUUGAACUCCUGAGUAAACGAGAUAUAGCAAAUAAACCUAUGUACUCAUUCCGUGAAAUACCCACAGAUAUAAUUGAUAUCAUUGACAGGCUUAUAAUUUUGAACUCGGAAGCUAAAAUUCAUUCCUUAUUCAAUUAUGAACAAUCCCAUAUAUUUGGUCUGAGGCUGUUAAAUGUGCUGUGCUGUGAGCUCAAUACCCUUUUACUCUUGGAGACUCAGUAUAAGGUGUCUCAAGUUUUACUAACUGCUCAGGAGGAAAAUGUCACAGAAACUUCAGAAGGACCAGGAGUUUUUAUAAUUGAUGGUCUGUCAGUGGAGAGAAACCAUGUUCUUGUAAGGAUAAAUCUGAUCGGAGGACCACAGGAAAGGAUUUUGCCUUUGAGAGAAUUAGAUAAGGGCAGUGGUCUAUAUCCUUGGCCAAUGUUUUCAUCAUUGCCUGUGCCAAAGUGCUAUCUUGCAGAAAUACCUAGGAAAGAUGAAUUCAGACAAGAUAAAGAUCUUGACAAGCUCUUAAAAGUCUUGAAAAGUCCAGACAAGCCAACUGAGUGGGCAGAAAUUUGUAGAAAGCAGUUCUGCAAAGUCAUGAAAACCAAACCAGAUAGCAUCAGUGGACCAAUUUUGGCAAAAUUAAUUGAAAAGUUCGUGUCACAUCUUUCUGAAAGCAGAACAGAUUGUUAUUUCAGCAUGGGAAGCUAUAAAGCCAUGGAUGCAGAUGUGAAGAAAGAAAAUCUUUCAUCUGUGCAGCAGCUUGGUGUUGAAAUGACAGUCAGAUAUGGAAAAUACUUAAACUUGCUAAAAGAAGAUGCUGAAAGUGGGCUGUGUUUUGUGUUAAUGAAUUGUGAGGAGUUUCUGAAACAACAGCGAAGAACUGUGGUAUCUUCACUUCGCUGCUUGCAGGAGCACUCUGCAGGUUAUGACUGGUUUGCAUCUUCUAUUUUCCUCAUAAUGUCAGGGGACAGGGAGAAGACACUGACGUUUCUUCAGCAAUUUUCACAACUUCUUGUUUCAGCAUUUCUCUGGCCACCAAGACUGCAUUUAUCCAUGCACCUGCCUGUUACAACAGUGGAAUAUGGCAUCCACCCAGUCUAUUUUUGCAUUGCCCACCACGUUGAAAUGUUGCUGAAAGCUGAGUUGCCUCUUGUCUGUUCAGCCUUCCACAUGUCUGGUUUCACUCCAUCCCAGAUCUGUCUGCAAUGGAUAACUCAGUGUUUCUGGAAUUACAUGGACUGGAGUGAGAUCUGUCACUACAUUGCCAUAUGUAUUUUCCUUGGUCCUGAUUAUCAAAUAUAUAUGUGUAUUUCUGUGUUCAGACAUCUACAGCAAGACAUCCUGAAGCACACAGAGGCCCGAGAUCUUCAGGUUUUUCUGAAAGAUCCUGUGUUCUGUGGUGCAUCUUCCUUAUCCUUCCAAUACAGUAGCCAUGAGGAGGAACAUUACCUGUUUGUUUCCUGAGGACACUUUAUUCUACUGUGUUUUGGAUUUAGAGGAAGCAGUGCAUGGAUUUCGAGUGAGUAAUUAUUUAGACUACAUGGAAAGCUUGGAGGAGCUCUACAGACCAAUGCUGCUGAAAG
Cyanistes caeruleus (blue tit) is the source of this 4166-nucleotide messenger RNA. It is a transcript of the gene TBC1D32, whose product is annotated as TBC1 domain family member 32. Gene Ontology annotation, biological process: non-motile cilium assembly. The record is from RefSeq and is a predicted model, not a curated record. Lineage: Eukaryota; Metazoa; Chordata; Aves; Passeriformes; Paridae.